GUCUCGAAAUUCACGAUUCGUCUCAACACGUCAUCAUCAUCGCCAUUGUCAAAAAUUCUCGAAUUCGAGUCUGAUCAUCCCUAUCAUGUUGGAACCACUGAUCGUACUGACAGUAUUGAACUGUUUCUUCAUGUUCAGCUCCACGGUGACAACCUGUGCAUUGUGGUGGCAGUAUCGAACUCAUCGUUGCUGCUUCAAGAAAGAUCCUCUGAGUGCUAAAUACAAUUUGUCCAAGUCGAAGAACAACAACAACAACAACAACAACAACAAUAACUCGUCGAAAAAGACCGUACACUUAAAACACGAUAACGGUGCGAAUCUUGUCACUCGUAGUAAAUCGAAUUCGACGGUGAACCGAGAGAGCAAGAGCAGGAGGAGUUCGAAACAGAAAUCGAAAUCGAAUGCGAGACAUCAGUCGAGGAGCAAGACACCCAGCGACGAACGACUGCCGUCCAUAGACAUGAUGGAAAGUUGGGAUCUCGAGAACAGAACGAGAAUGUCAGAGGCGUCGCAGACUGCAAACGGAGACCCGAAAUCGGCGAUGGUGAUGGAAUACUCGACCAUGCAGAAGAUCGUCCAGAUUAUAGACAAUGACACGGACCUUGCUGCGACGAAAAUGGCCAUGAGGGAUCUUGGUGGUAGACGAAAAGCCGAGGAAAGGAAAGACUCCAUGAUCGAGUCGCAAUUUGAGCCUCAACCUGUGUCUGACUACACACCAGGAGUGAUGUAA
Messenger RNA from Frieseomelitta varia, 730 nucleotides. RefSeq names its product putative mediator of RNA polymerase II transcription subunit 29. Bases 86 to 730 code for a protein of 214 amino acids. The record is from RefSeq and is a predicted model, not a curated record. Lineage: Eukaryota; Metazoa; Arthropoda; Insecta; Hymenoptera; Apidae. The transcript has 3 exons.